AUCCAAAAACGUUUAGAGAAAGAAAAACAGGGUAGUUUUGCGUGUUUAGUUUAUAUUUGGUAUACAAUUUAGGAACACUGGGUGACAUAAAAUAUUGUAUAAAAACGCUAUAAAAGAUAUUGUAAAAUAUUUCAUAAGUUAAAACUGUAUUAUAUGAAAUAUUUGAGUUUAUUUAUAUAUAUUUUAUAUGACAUUGAAUAACAUGACAAAAAAUUAUAAAUCAGCUGAUAGAUAUUCAACAACUCUGACCAACACUAUUUUAAUGUUAUUGGUUAUAUUAAGUUCGGCAAAUGUGUAUUGAAUGUCUGUUUAUCUGUAAAUUAUAUUUAGUUCAUAUGUAUCGAGUUAAAAUGCUGUAAGUUAAUAAAAACCAUAAUACAACUUCAAUCAUGUAUUUUAAUUAUACUUUUACAAAAAUAGUUACGAUUACCACUCUGUCGCAAAAAUGUUAACGAGUUUCGAGCGAUAACUUUUGCCAGUUUGACGUUUGUAGGAAUUGAAAAAUAUCGAGUUGUAUUUAUUUAUGUUGUAAUCACUAUAAGUGAAAUUACAUUUAUUAGACGUUUAAGAAAAUUUAUAAAAAAUAUAACAUGGAAUUGCAGCAAUCACCUGAAGUCGAUGAAUUACAAGAAAGGGUCAAACUUAGGCGAGAGGCAAGAAGGAAAAAGAUUCUUGAGAAUGCCAAAAGUCGGUUAGAAAAAUUAAGCUUGAGGCAAGGUGGAGAUGGUGACAAUGAUUUGGUGCAUCAACGUUCUGGUCAUCAGAUACAAGAAACUUGUGAAUAUUCGGAUCCAGAAGUUGAACCCGAUAUUCCAGAAAGUUUGCAAAUGCCGUUUCAACAAUUUCAACAAUUUGAAGACACAUUCAAAGGGUUUGAAAGCAGUUUAAAUCAAGAAGAUAUGCAAGAAAGAGAAAAACCGUUCUUAAAAUAUAAAUUGCAUGUGGUGUUAGCUGUGACAGUUGCAUAUAUUACAUCCAUAAUACUAAAUGAAAGUGAAGGGAAAACGUUCUUUGUGAUAAUACCAGUUGCCUUGGUUAUUUUAUCUGAUCUUACAAUAUUUCGGCAACAAAAACAGCGUAAUCCAAUGAUCAAUAUGUUAGUGAUCUUUGGGUUACGAUCCAAAGAAAUCGUGCAUGCAUUAGAUAUUGUCACAAAACUACAAAACAUUAUGGCAGAUUUGUCAAUUUUCAUUUUUUACUUUUGCUUAGCUACAUGUUUUGGUAAUCAAUUUGUCCACCUAGCUGAUAUUAAAUAAAUUUCAAAAUAAGUAUCAACAUUUUAUUGUGUGAAACUCAGUGUAUAUGUAUAGAUUAUAUGAGUUGUAACACGGAAAAUUAAUGUAAAUGAUGAAAAUAAAUAUAAAUUGAUCUUAAUAAGGUUUUAAAUGUCGCAAUAUAUCUAUAUACUUGUAUAAUUACGCUAACGAAAAA
Bactrocera oleae (olive fruit fly) is the source of this 1431-nucleotide messenger RNA. RefSeq names its product lethal (2) SH0834. The record is from RefSeq and is a predicted model, not a curated record. NCBI's taxonomy places the organism in Eukaryota, Metazoa, Arthropoda, Insecta, Diptera, Tephritidae.